AUGCUCCAGAAGGGGUACUCGGACAUGGAUCUGGAACGCUUCAACCCUGUCAGCAUCUCUGGUAUGCAGACACGAGACACAGACAUCCUACAUGGAACAUUCAGAACAGAGAUGAAGCUCGAAGGCUACAAAGGAGGCUCAUGUGCUAGCUUCUUCUGGUACCACAAUGAUGUACAAGAGAUCGAUAUUGAAGUCGUUACUCCUGGAACCUCAAUCGUCAAUGACACCAUCAAUUACACCGCACAGCCUUCCACAGAGGCCGACUGGACUCCGAUCCCAAAUGCUACACUCUCAAUGCCACUCCAGAAGACCUUGAACGACUUUAAGGUUCAUCGCUUUGAUUGCAAUCCUGUCUCCGGCGUUGACUACUAUCUUGAUGACAAACUGAUGCACAAUGACCAUCACAACGUACCUAAAGAAGGUGGUUCAUUACAACUGAAGCUUUGGGCUGAUGGCAACCAAUGGUGGAGUGGUAUCCCGAGCAAGACCGAUGUCCACCUGAGAGUCAAGUCCAUCAUUGCUUAUUACAAUACAACCUCAAGCUUGACUAACCUCGAGUGGCACAACAAGUGUGCUAGCGAGAAGAAGCAAUGCAAGGCUGUGACAUCAUUGCGUAAGGUGGCUGCUCUUGAUCCAUUUGGUAUACCCAUUUCUAUAUCUCCAACUUCAUCUGCUCUUGCAACCUGGGAGCAAGCCAGUAAAAUGGUAAUGGUACUCGGUGGCGCAGUGUCUGCUCUUAUUUUCUGGGGUUUGUGA
Lithohypha guttulata is the source of this 756-nucleotide messenger RNA. RefSeq lists its product as uncharacterized. NCBI's taxonomy places the organism in Eukaryota, Fungi, Ascomycota, Eurotiomycetes, Chaetothyriales, Trichomeriaceae. The transcript has 2 exons. Bases 1 to 756 code for a protein of 251 amino acids. The record is from RefSeq and is a predicted model, not a curated record.